Messenger RNA from Drosophila busckii, 6933 nucleotides. RefSeq lists its product as uncharacterized. The record is from RefSeq and is a predicted model, not a curated record. NCBI's taxonomy places the organism in Eukaryota, Metazoa, Arthropoda, Insecta, Diptera, Drosophilidae.
UGUUAAAAAACAAAAGCCACAACAACAAAGGAAAAAGAAAUCAUCUAGUGUAAAAAGCAGUGUGAAACGAAAUGAAAUUGUAAACAAGGAACAACAACAACUAAAUGCCAAAGCGACGCAACAACAGCAACAACUGAAGAACUGAAGAACUGACAAACAAACGAACGAACGACGUACAAUACGCUCCAAGCCGCUUUGAAUGUGCGUGGCAAGUUGCAGGCAAAACAAAUCUAAAUUAUAACAGCUACUGCUAUUGGCAACAUUGCGUCUAACGAGCUGGCAACAUACACAACAACAACAACAACACUGGCAACAUGCUGCUGAGGCGCUUACCACACAGCGGCGGCAGCAAGCCAACGCUAAACGGAUUCACAACAACAACAACAACAACAACAUGGCUGCUGCUCUGCCUGGCAUUUGUAACGCAUGUCAGCGCCCAAAUAGAUCACAGCAUCAGCGAGCAUGAGAAUAAAAAUGUGGUGCUGCCAUGUCCGGUGAAUGAGCAAAAAUGCGGCAAGCUGCAUUCACUAAAUUGGUUCAAAGGCGACGAUCGCAUUGUGGCCAUGCUGCUGGAUGAUAGCAAUGCAACAAGUGUGAAUGAGGAAUUUAAAAAUAGAGUAACGGUUGAGCAAAAUCCAUACAGACUAGUUAUUAAGGACUUGAAAAUAUCUGAUGAGGAUAUCUAUCUAUGUGAUACAACAUUUUUUAUACCAGAAGAAACGUGUGAUAACUUCAAUGGCUAUCGUGUCGAAUUGAGAGUCUUAGUGCCACCCACGGAGGUUGUGAUUUUGGACGCAAAGGGCGACCGCAUUGAGAACGGCAGCAUUGUGGGUCCCAUGCAGGAGCGCCAGAGCCUCAAGGCAACAUGCACGGUGAAGAACACACGCCCACAGCCAGAUGUGGGCUGGUGGCGUGGCACGAAGCGCUUGGCAACAUAUUCACCCACACAUGAUCUGCAGGAUGGUCUGUAUACUUCGACGCUUGAGCUGGACUGGGCGCUGUCACGUGAGGAUCUGGCCAAGGAUAUUGAAUGCCGUGUCGAGUCGGCGGCUAUUAAAAGUCCCAUUGUAAAUAAGUUUAGUGUCGAUUUGCAAGUGCGGCCCACAAGGAUAACCAUUACCGGAGUGGAACAUCAUACGGUGCAAGGCAGCAAAGUGGUGCUAACAUGUGACAUUUUCGAUGCGCGUCCUGCAGUCAACCUAACCUGGUAUAAUGCCACAGCGCUUAUAAGUCCUGAGGAAAAUGAUUUAACGGAAAUACGCACCAGAGCGUACGAAAAGUCUGAUGGCACUUUUCAUACACAAUCGGAGCUAAUAUUUAAUGCUACGCGCUUUGAGAACGAUCGUCUGUUUCGCUGUGAGGCCGAGAACAUUGUGCUGCAAAUAAAUCGAGAGAAGCCCAUAGCAGCUGAUUUGACAUUGGAAGUGUUGUAUCCGCCUGUUGUCAAAGUUAGUCCGCCCGAAAUGGUUACCAACACUAGCGAAAUAGUGUUGCUCAAUUGCGAAUAUGUUGCUAAUCCCGCUUCGUUAACACAAGUCGUUUGGUAUCGCAAUGGCGACAUUGUCAACGUCAACGAUACGCAGCGCUAUCAAGGCGGCAAUUCGGAGAAUGUUGCGCUGGUUAUACAGUCGACCGACAAAGAAGAUAUAGGCAACUAUAGCUGCCAGCUGGCGAAUGCUAUAGGCAAAGGCGUGUCCGAGCAGCAAAUUGAUCUUGAUGUGCAGUACAAACCCAUUGUGGAGGUGCAAAUGAUACCCGAGGGUCCUGUGAAGGAAAGCGACGAGUCGAAUGUAACGCUCUUCUGCAAUAUACUGGAUGCAAAUCCCGCUGUGCUCACCAAAGUGCGCUGGUAUGCAAAUUCAACGCUGCUGAAGGAGCUGCCAGACUGUGAGGAGACCAGAGACGAUCUCUGCCAUAUAGACCCAAGCAAAUUGCUGCUAGAAAGCAUUGGACGUGGUUUCUUCUACAAUUACAGCUGCGAGGGUUUCAAUGCCGCUGGCUGGGGACCACGCAGCAAGGAUAAGGAACUAAUGGUGCACUAUGAACCCGGACCCGCAACGCUUGUGCAUUUUCCAGACGUCGGCGUUAAGAAGAAGAGCGUCAGCUUAACCUGCUCGGUGGAGGAUCCGGGCUAUCCGGAAUCCAAUAGAUACCGUUGGCUGCGCGGCGGUCGUGGUCCGCUGCCGGACAUUGUCACCAAGGAGUAUACGGUGGAACCCUUGGGUCUGGACAGUCGCACCAACUACUCCUGCUAUGCGUACAACGAGGGUGGCAAGGGCCAAAUGGCCACCAUCAAUCUGGAUGUGCAUGCACCACCGUUUUUCAUCAGGAAUAUGCAACCCUACACGGGUGUGCUCCACUCCACCAGCAACUUCAAUCUGACCUGUCGCAUCGAGUGUGUGCCACGCUGUGAGAUCUCUUGGCAAAAGGACGGUGUGCCCAUUGAGAAGAACGAUACGCGCUAUUUUGUCAAGGAGCGCUACAUGGAUGCGUCCCCAGCGACGGGAGAUUUCGAGAGCAUGCUCUCGGUGCUGCACUUCAAUUUGUCAAAUUUUCCCAAUAAAAAAUUCGACAUUGCCACGGAUAAUGCCAAGUAUAUGUGCAUAUCGACGCCAAAUGCGGCGGGACCCACAGUCAACAGCACCACCUAUCUAAGCAUUGAGUAUGCGCCCGAUGAUAUAACUGUAUCCGAAACUCUGGUGCAUGUGGAGGAACAUAAUCAGCCAGGACGUGUUAUAUGCAAAUCCCAAGCUAAUCCAGCGCCCCAAUAUGAAUGGAUACUGCCCAAUCAUACAGUUAUACUUGGCAAUACUUUGAGCAUUAAUGAUCCCAUCAAGCGCAAUGAAACGGGAAUUUACAAGUGUCGCGCAUUUAAUAAACAUGGAGAUCGCACUGCAGAUACCAUGAUUGAUGUCCAAUUUAAGCCGCGCUGUGAAAUUGAGCGACUGGAGAUUGAUGAUCAGGAUACGCUUAUAUGCACAGCCUUUGGCAAUCCGGUUGAGGCCGAUUUCGCUUGGUCCAUUAAAGCCGAAAAUGAAACUGUCGAAGCUCUGGGCAGUGGCGACAAGAAGAACUAUGCGCACAAGAGUUUCUAUACACUGCAGGAGGAUUAUGCAAUUGCCAGGACCUAUCGCUGCAUGGCCAACAAUACUGUUGGCCAAGGCGCUGUCUGUGAACUGGAAGUUGCUGAACAAUUGGCUUGGUGGCAGCGCUGGGACAAGACCACAUUCUUUAUUAUACUGGCCAUCAUAUUGAUACUGCUGCUGGCUGUCAUCAUCAUUUGCUGCAUUAUCAUUUGCAUCUGUCGUCGCCGUCGGCGUCAGGAUAAAUUACACGACAAGUCGUCUUCACUGGGGGAUCCAUUGACGGAACCUGGCGAGUAUGAGAAUCUACCGUUUCAUGGUCUGCAAACGGCACCUAACAAGUUCUCUACUACCCCUACAAAUUUUAAUAACAACACAAAUGUGGUGCGCGUCGCACCACGACCCAAGAGACUCAAUGGAAAUAUUGGUCAAGUCAUGAGCAACCAGCAGCAGCAGCAGCAGCAGCAACAUCACCAGACUCUACAGCAUCCGCAUCCUCAACACUACUACGACAAACAGCUGCAGCAGCAGCAGCAACAGCAGCAUCACAAUCAGCAGCAGCAACAGCAGCAGCAGCAACACCAGCAAUACAACACUUUGCAGUACGGGCGUGGCUGCAUAGCCCCGCCCACUCUAGCAGCAGCACAUAAUCGCAGCCUGGAUCAGCUGGAAAGCAGCUCCGAACGCCUGCAAUACAAUCUAAGCAAUGUCUUUCCCAAAAGCUACACCGAGUACUAUCAGCAACAUCAGCAGCAGCAGCAGCAGCAAACACAGCAGCAGCCACAAACCCAGCAGCAGCAGCAGCAGCAAAAGUUUCACACCAACUCCGCUUCCAAUGCGCAGCUGCUCAAUGCCAUUGAGCAUGACUAUCAGCCCACCUAUGCAGUGGUGGAGCGUGUGCCGCCGCCGCCGCCAGCGCCCAGCUCAGCGCUGCUCAAUACGAAUCCCUUUCUGGCCGCCAGCAACUUUAAGAAAUACGAUGCAGCCGGCGAGGAGCUGCUGGGAAGCAUGCAACGCAGCAAGCGCGGCAAGGCGGGCAGUCUGCUGGAACGCAUGGACAUUGACAAGAAGUUCUACUCGUUGAAGUUUCCCAAUGGCAACGGCAACAAGUUGAAGAAGCCCGCCUACAAUCUAAACGCUUCGCUGGGCGUGCCUGCGACUGCGACGGCGACGGCGACGCAAAAGUGCAAGCGGCAUCAUUCCUUUGCUGGCGGUAGCCAUGGCGAUAUUGACAACUUGGCUGGCAAGCCCAUGCGUCCGUACGAUCCGCCCGUCUAUGAGAAUGUGGCGGACAAGUGCGGCGCCGACUACGAAUUGGAUAUGGGCAACGACGGCAGCAGCAGCAGCGCCAGCAAUCAGCAUCCGCAUUCGCAUCUGAAUCACAAUUUGGCCACGGUGCAGUUGCAUACGCAGCCAACAGCAGCAGCAACAGCAGCAGCAGCCGCAGCAGCUGCUGUCGUCGUCAGUGGAGGCCACAAGAAGAAACAUCACCAUCGCCAGCACCAGCAAAAGGCUGAUGCAUCCGCCGCCGUCGCCGGCGCCGACUUUCAGCUAAUGGAGCCCGAACGCCUCAGCAUUUAUCGCAGCGAUUCGGGCAUCUCCAACAGCAGCUACGAGUCGCAGCUGCCCACAGCCGCACAGCUGGGCCAACGCACGCCCAAAGCACACAAGAACGCCGCCCCCGGACUCAAUCUGCAACGCAAACCCGUCUACAUGAACAUGGAGCAGCAGCAAUCGUCGACGUCAGCAGCAGCAGCAGCACGCGCCGGCUCGCCAGCUCACAAUAUACAUUCGUCCUAUGAGUCUGGCUCAUCCGCACCCAUUACAGAUCCCACCUCGCUUAGCUCCAGCAAUUCGCUAUACAGCAGCGGCACUGGUACAGUCAGCACUCGCUGCAAUCGCCAUCAGCAGCAGCAGCAGCAGCAGCCAAAGCCCGAAAUCACAACACCCGAGGACUACGAGCAGUACCAGCUGGGCCAUCAGCCCGCCCACUCCGCCUCCAUGCUCUCCGUUGCCAGCAGCGUGAGUGCCGCCAGUCGUGGCAAGUGCAAGCCCUCGCCAACAAUUGCUGCCCAGCAGCAGCAGCAUCAACAGCAACAGCAGCAGCAGCUGCAGCUUCGCUUGGGCACACAUGAGCCAACACAAUUGCCGGCGCCUAAUCCAUUUUUAGCACUUAAGCGGAAUAACAACGGCGACGGCAACGUCGGCAGCGGCAGCAGUGGCAGCGGCAGCGUUGCCUGCAGCAAGAAAUUACGACGACAGACCAUCAGUGACCCCUGCGCACAUAUCAAACGGCAUUAUGCCGACGAUGCCAAUGCCACUAAUGCCAACAGCAAUCGCAGCACAGAAGCCUCUGCUGCCCACGGUGAUAGCGCCAAAUCCACGCCAGCAACGUCAACAGCAGCAGCAGCAGCAGCGACAGAGCAGCAAACAAGCGGCAGCAAUGGGCAUGGGCUUGAAUUUGGGAAUGGGCGUGGGGGCUGGAGUGGCAAUCAUCAACAACAAAUGCUAAUGCCAAAUGAAUUGCGGCUGCAGGCAAACACUCGAUUAGACUGCAAUCAGAAUUUAAGAUAUGUGCCGCCCAUGCCGCCCCAGCCCCAGCCACGCCCACUCGACAGCAGUGCGGGCGCCUACGAUUGCCUGGUGGUGCGUCGGCCAAUGCGGCUGCCAUUGCGCAAACAUCACACCUUCCAUUUUCAGAGCACACAAACAGCCAACGGCAAAUUGCAGCAGCUGCGCCAACAACUUCAAGAGCAGCAACUCGAACGACAGCAGCAGCAGCAGCAACAGCAGCCCGGUCCACUCAUCUAUCGUCCAUUGGCGCUAAGUGAGCAGCAUGCCUUUAAGCCAAUUUCGCCAACACCUGCAACAGCAACUGAAUACGAAAAACGCGAGCAGCAGCAGCAGCAGCAGCAGCAGCAACACAACAGCAGGCAGCAUGCUGCUGAUGAAGAAGAAGACCUGGGCUACUCCUUCUGCGAGGAAGAAUACAUGUGGAUGAGACGAACGAUGAGGAAGGAAGGAGGAGCAAGAGCAGCCCCCCACAACGCCGCACAUAGCGCUGCCGUUGCAAAUGCCACAGCGGGCGCUUUGCGAUACUUUAUGACGCAAAGUUAUCGCGAGGUGCACAUUUAAAAAUCGAUAAACGAUAAAUGUCAGUUAGACAGGCCUAAACGACGCAUACAAGGUAUAUCUAGUACAUAGAGUUGAUAGUGGAGGGAGCGUUUAGAUUUUAGCAUAAAAUACACACAUACAUUGGCAUAAUUAUAGCUUAAACUAAUACAACUUAAAUACUUAUAUACUAAACAUAUAUGCAAUAGUUUAUAGCCACAACAAGAACAUUCAGCAAAAGGUUCUCAAUUCGUUCAUAGCUAGAUAACAAUUUUUGAAAUCGAACUGCCAACUUUUUGCAUUAUUCAUUAGGACUGCAACGCAACGCAACUGCUGCGCAUUUUCUCUUAGUGUACAUAGCUAGUUUAAAUGUUUAAGCAUAAUAUAUGCAUAUUGAUAUUGUAUCCAAAGCACACAAGCGAAACACUCGAAGCAUAUUUAUUUAUGUAUAUGAAUACUUAGGCAUUAAUUAAGCAUUAAGACAACUCUGACUGUAUGUGUGUUAAGUUUGAAGUAGUUUUUGUGUAAAGCAUAGUUAUUAAUAAUUAAUUAGUAAUUGUAAGCGCAUACGAUACGAUACGAUAAGCCAAUUUAUUUAUUCAAGUGGGCAAUAAUUUAUUUAUUUUACGUUUAAGCCAAGCAAUACACCAAAGUGUUUACUUUCACUCAUCCACAUCAGCUAACACCCCAACAACAUUUUAUUUUUCUACUCAAGUGUGUACUUAAUUCCAAUUAAAAA